GACAUUAUUCUCUUCAUCAUGCCACAUUUCCGCGAAACUGAAAAUAGUUCUCCCGAUCCAGCUUGCUCUCCAUUACCAGAACCUCUAUCACCUACCUUCCUCCAGGAAAUAGACAAUCAGAGUAGAAUUUCUGAAGAAAAGCUAGCAUCAGCAUGCAUUUCUGGAGAUCUAGAGCUUUUGAAAUCUGUCUUCGAUCAUAGCAUCGCUUUCAGGCUUUGAUCGCGAGCGGCACGAGGAGCACAUCACCAGGCAACUAGAUUUUCGUGUUGCUAUGGCAGCUGAAAACGGCCUUGCCAAAAUUGUCGAAUGUUUGUUGGAGCACGGUGCAAAGCCAAUAAGUGCAGUUCAGAGUGCAACAAGGCACAAAGAUACAGAUGCUGCUAUUCGGGUAUUCGAAGUACUAUUUGAACAUGAUUUGGAUAUCAAAGAUUGUCCGGGAGUGCUGUGGUAUGAAAGCACAAACUCGAGUUACUUAGAUUACCGAAAUGCUGAUUUUAGAUAGUCAGACGAAUCGAGACGAGGCCUUGACUAGAUAUCUUCUCUCAAAGGGAGCGGAUCCAAAUGGUCAUAAUCGGCAUGGUCGUCGUGGCCAGCUUCCAUUCCAGUGGUGUGGAAGUCUUGCGAUCGUUUCAUUGCUCAUCGAUUACGGCGCUGAUCUCAAGCAUUCCAACUUCCUUCACACGACAACUGGUAUUGUAGACGACGAUGCAUGCAUAGCGCAAAUGGAUUUAUUGCUACGCAGGGGGUAGAUAUCAACGAUCGUGCUGAGGUCUUAGACGACACCGAGCCAGGUAUCCCUCAGCAUGGGAAAUCAGUAUUACGAAUGGCUGAGGCCGGUACAGUUCUUCACUGGGCUGUUUGUGGAUGGAAACUGGGUUGUCUGAAUGUAGAUGUUUUCCUACGAGUGCAGUGGUUAUUAGAGAAAGGUGCAGAUACGGAGAUUAGGGACAAUGGUGGGAUCAGGCCUAUCGAUUAUGCAACCUCAAAGUCGGUAAGGGAUAUCUUAGAGAUAUACUCUGUGGAUGAGGGUCAGACCGGCAGUAACGCCGAGGUUUGA
Molecule: messenger RNA, 1057 nt
Organism: Hymenoscyphus albidus
Lineage: Eukaryota; Fungi; Ascomycota; Leotiomycetes; Helotiales; Helotiaceae
Source: the annotation of a GenBank genome assembly